Molecule: messenger RNA, 4201 nt
Organism: Homalodisca vitripennis (glassy-winged sharpshooter)
Lineage: Eukaryota; Metazoa; Arthropoda; Insecta; Hemiptera; Cicadellidae
Product: probable transcription factor Ken
Exons: 2
Coding region: 1753-2016 (87 amino acids)
Source: RefSeq, a predicted model, not a curated record
GUUGAACAGACCACAGUAUGAGUGUAUCUAGGAACAAUGCUAGACUGAACAGACCACAUUUUCAGUGUUGCUAGGAAUAUUGCUUGGUUGAACAGACCACAAUAUGAGUGUAGCUAGGAACAAUGCUAGACUGAACAGACCAUAUUUUCAGUGUUGCUAGGAAUAUUGCUUGGUUGAACAGACCACAGUAUGAGUGUAGCUAGGAACAAUGCUAGACUGAACAGACCACAUUUUCAGUGUUGCUAGGAAUAUUGCUUGGUUGAACAUACCACAAUAUGAGUGUAGCUAGGAACAAUGCUAGACUGAACAGACCACAUUUUCAGUGUUGCUAGGAAUAUUGCUUGGUUGAACAGACCACAAUAUGAGUGUAGCUAGGAACAAUGCUAGACUGAACAGACCACAUGUUCAGUGUUGCUAGGAAUAUUGUUUGGUUGAACAGACCACAGUAUGAGUGUAGCUAGGAACAAUGCUAGACUGAACAGACCACAUUUUCAGUGUUGCUAGGAAUAUUGCUUGGUUGAACAGAACACAAUAUGAGUGUAGCUAGGAACAAUGCUAGACUGAACAGACCACAUUUUCAGUGUUGCUAGGAAUAUUGCUUGGUUGAACAGACCACAAUAUGAGUGUAGCUAGGAACAAUGCUAGACUGAACAGACCAAAUUUUCAGUGUUGCUAGGAAUAUUGCUUGGUUGAACAGACCACAGUAUGAGUGUAGCUAGGAACAAUGCUAGACUGAACAUACCACAUUUUCAGUGUUGCUAGGAAUAUUGCUUGGUUGAACAGACCACAAUAUGAGUGUAGCUAGGAACAAUGCUAGACUGAACAGACCACAUUUUCAGUGUUGCUAGGAAUAUUGCUUGGUUGAACAGACCACAAUAUGAGUGUAGCUAGGAACAAUGCUAGACUGAACAGACCACAUGUUCAGUGUUGCUAGGAAUAUUGUUUGGUUGAACAGACCACAGUAUGAGUGUAGCUAGGAACAAUGCUAGACUGAACAGACCACAUUUUCAGUGUUGCUAGGAAUAUUGCUUGGUUGAACAGAACACAAUAUGAGUGUAGCUAGGAACAAUGCUAGACUGAACAGACCACAUUUUCAGUGUUGCUAGGAAUAUUGCUUGGUUGAACAGACCACAAUAUGAGUGUAGCUAGGAACAAUGCUAGACUGAACAGACCAAAUUUUCAGUGUUGCUAGGAAUAUUGCUUGGUUGAACAGACCACAGUAUGAGUGUAGCUAGGAACAAUGCUAGACUGAACAUACCACAUUUUCAGUGUUGCUAGGAAUAUUGCUUGGUUGAACAGACCACAAUAUGAGUGUAGCUAGGAACAAUGCUAGACUGAACAGACCACAUUUUCAGUGUUGCUAGGAAUAUUGCUUGGUUGAACAGACCACAGUAUGAGUGUAGCUAGUAAAAUGGCAUGGUUGAACAGACCACAGUUUCAGUGUUGCUAGGAGCAAUACUAGAUUGAGCUGUUUGCAUCUCAGCUAUGUUAGAGUGAUACUAAUUACGGUUUCAGAAUCGCUGAGGAUGAUGCUAGUAGAUGUGCUACGUCGACAUCACUGCGUCUCGUGCGGCAAACGCUACAAGAACCGUGGAGGACUUCUCCAGCACCAGCGGCUAGAAUGUGGGAAGGAACCGAUGUUCCAGUGUCCGGUCUGCUUUCAGAAGAGUCACCAGAAAGGGACUCUCAAGAAGCACAUCAGAAGGCUCCAUCCACACAUUCCGCUCUUCUAGAAAACAAUGGUUUGAGGGGAUGCUGGAGAAGAUGCCUCCGGGCUCAAGCUUCGUGAGUGAGACGUCGCCCGCUCACUUGCGCCAGUCUCUGCCACCCGACUGGAGCUCAGCGUACGUCUGUCGGUGCGGCCGGAAGUACAAGCUGUUGCCCAGUCUCAAGCUUCACUUGCGCUUCGAGUGUGGCAAGGAGCCGAGCUUUUCGUGCCAGUUCUGCGAGCGCAGGUUUCAUCACAAGGGCAGCCUUAAAAGACACCUCUACACGAUCCAUGGAAACACAGCAUAAGUGCUCCUGGAAAAUCAGAUGAAUAUUGUUCAAAUAUUUAGUGAACAUUUUGUAAUUGACUCAAACAAAGUAUUGUUUUAGUGUAAUAAAUUAUUUUUCUUCUCAGUUGUUGUUACUUUGUAUUAUAAUAAAAAAUCUGUGUAUUUUUAGCACUGAAAUCAUAAUCUGCAAUAAUUUUAAAAUAUACUGCAAAACAAAAUGUAAACGUUUAAGCUGGCAUCAAAUUAAUUGUCUUGCCAGCAUAACUUAAGGUACUUUGGUAAUAUCCGGAGGGCACUAGUUUUUCUUCAAUUCAUUUAUUUUUCUGAAUAGGUGUACAUUUUAUACAAUAUAUACAUCUCUGAUGUUACUAAUCAGAACCUUAAUUUAUAACUAAGGAACAACAAUAAAUUGUUUGACUUACAGACUGAGAGCUACAAUAGUUGAAAUUGAUGUUCUAUGGCCUCGAGUGUAAAGGAAUUCACUAAUACUAUAAAAUUAAUUUUUCAAUUUUCCCAGAUCGUUCAACAUGAUCAGAUGUCAGAGAGGUCAAUCUGGGACAUGAUCUGCGGUUAGGAAAGUACUGAUCGGAAAUGAGCACUUUUAAAUUUUGUCAUUAACUUUGGUACUAUUAGUAACAUGUUUAUGAUAACCUAAUCUAAACCUACUUAAUUGCGUAAUAACAAUAAGUAGAUAGAAACAGAGUGGCCUCCUUCUCGCUGAUCAUCAUAAUGACAUGUAGUUUUCAUAGUAAGUAAUAUCUGUUCUCUCUUUAUGAUGUAGUUUUUUUAUUUAGGUCUCAGGUAAGAAAUGUUCCAAAAAUAAUGGCCUCCGGAUGAUACCUAAGUACCUAAUGUUUUAAAUUGUAUGUUUUUUAAAUACAUUUGCAAGAGCUUUCAAGAGAAUGUAAUCUUAGAAGAAACUUUUAACGAAUGCUUUGUAAAAAUUAGUAACCAAACCAAUUUGAAGGUAAAAUUCUAAAGGUGCUUUUGCCUGUUCUAGUGUAGGCAUUGAAAAGAAUUUUUGUUCUGAAUCAGUAAUAGUUUUAAAUUGUGGAUAAUAUUCUUGGUUGGGUGUCACAAACCGGACAGAUGGUGCUGUUUGUUUUGGAGAACACCAAGUAAUGUCAUUAUUUUUAUUCAACAAUGUUAACAACUUAAAAUAUAAAAUAAAUGGAUUUGAAUUGUGAUAAAGAUUUUUAUAACAUUUAAAGUUUUUAUGUGUUUACAUAUUGCUUUAAAAACAUUGGUGGCUGUAAAACAUAUGUUCAUCAUUAAUCAAAUUAUUACCAUGAUUUUUAUGGAUCGGAAACAUAUCAACCACAGUCUAUGUUGACAAUGUAUCAAAUGAGUUUUCAUCAUUAAGUAUGAAACACAAAAUUGUAAAGACCAGAAUAUGUUCUACUAAAAUAUAACUUUAAACACUUAAAACUUUAAUCAUAUCUGACAAUUGAAGAAGAGGACAGAUUAGAGAGGAUGCAUUCCUGAAAAUACACAUAAUCUUGCUAUUUAUUUCAAUCAUUCGCUACCAACUUCAACAAAGGAUUCAGUCGUUAUUUGUGAUAAAAUAUGCGAUGUGAGAAACCAUUAAUUUUAAUCAGGAAAGAUUACGUUAUAUUUUGUAGACUCUCACAGUAUAUUGCAAUAUUCAAACAUUGAUAUGUUGAUAGUAACUGAAUGAAUUGUGUGGAUCUGCUAACAGAUGGGACUGCUGCAGGGUUGGCAGCAUUGCGCCGCCGUGACCACGGUAAGGACCGACCCUACGAGUGUCUCCAGUGCGGACGUCGCUACCAAUCUAAGGCUAGUCUCAGUCUCCACACGCGUCUUGAGUGCGGGAAGGAGCCACAGUUCCAAUGUGUCACCUGCCUCAGGCGGUUCCACCAGGGAGGCAGCCUCAACAGACACAUCCGCGCGCUCCACCCCACACAGGCGAACCUUAGCGGGAUUUAAUCAAUAAAGUUCUGUGUUCACAAAUAACUUUUCUUCUCUCCCUUUUUGCACUCAAAAGAAUAGGUUUUUACCUCCUUUAUAUUUUAUUUUUUCUUAUAUUUCUUUACUGAUUUGAAAAAAUUCAAAUAUUUUGAUAAUUUAUGAUUUAUUUGAUUUGUUAAUAUUGGAAUUUAUGAUUAAAUGUAAUUGCCUAUCUAUAAAAACUGACUGUAGUGAAACUAUUUUGAAAUUUGACUUAAUAAAUAAUUUUUUACGAU